AUGGAGACGGACGCCGACGGGGACGCGUGCGACUGGCGCGGCAUCAUUUGCUCCUCGCCCCACGGCUUCAUCGUCUCCUUGAGGCCGUCGAACGCGUCGCUCAAGGGGUUCAUCGCGCCGGAGCUCGGGCAACUCGGCUUCUUGCAGGAGUUGUAUUUGGAUCAAAACCUGCUUUUCGGCACCAUCCGGAAGCAGCUAGGCUCGUUGAGGAACCUCAGCGCCCUGGAUUUGGGCGCUAACCGGCUUGCUAGCCCUAUUCCUCCUGAGCUGAGUGGACUGAAUAGCGUGAGCGUAAUAAACUUGCAUUCCAACGGGCUAACCGGGAACAUACCACCGCGGCUGGGCAAGCUACCAAAUCUUGUUCAGCUUAGGUUGGACAGGAACAGGCUGAAAGGGUCAAUUCCAGGUGGCAAUGCUACUAGUUUUUCUCCUAUGGAAGAUACCGGAACCAAAACGAUGAAGCAACUGAAGAAAGCCACGGGAGAGGAGAGGACUCCAAGAGAUGAUCCAAUGCGCAUCGAAGGGUACACGUGCAGCAUCAAGGGUUGUUUGAUGAGCUUCGACAUGAAGAAUGAAUUGUCCCUGCAUGAGCGCCACAUCUGCCCGGUGGAUGGCUGUGGAAAGAAGUUCUUCACGCCCAAGCAUCUGCUGUAG
Molecule: messenger RNA, 654 nt
Organism: Hordeum vulgare subsp. vulgare (domesticated barley)
Lineage: Eukaryota; Viridiplantae; Streptophyta; Magnoliopsida; Poales; Poaceae
Product: probable LRR receptor-like serine/threonine-protein kinase At1g63430
Exons: 6
Coding region: 1-654 (217 amino acids)
Molecular function (GO): protein binding
Source: RefSeq, a predicted model, not a curated record